AUGAAUAGAAUCUUGCAGCUUGAACAUAUUACUGAGAAACUUGAAGAGCAGAACCAUGAAUUGAAAGAUCAUAAUGAGCAGCUUGAGAUCCAGAUCAUGGCCAUCCCAUCCACCAGACAACAGGAAAAGAAAGAUAAAGCCAAAGUCAACUUAUCAGAAGUUUUCAAGAGUGAACAGGGAAAAUUAUGA
Molecule: messenger RNA, 189 nt
Organism: Coccidioides immitis RS
Lineage: Eukaryota; Fungi; Ascomycota; Eurotiomycetes; Onygenales; Onygenaceae
Exons: 1
Coding region: 1-189 (62 amino acids)
Source: RefSeq, a predicted model, not a curated record